Balaenoptera musculus (blue whale) is the source of this 4352-nucleotide messenger RNA. It is a transcript of the gene ARPP19, whose product is annotated as cAMP regulated phosphoprotein 19. Lineage: Eukaryota; Metazoa; Chordata; Mammalia; Artiodactyla; Balaenopteridae. Gene Ontology annotation, cellular component: cytoplasm. The record is from RefSeq and is a predicted model, not a curated record. Gene Ontology annotation, molecular function: protein phosphatase inhibitor activity. The transcript has 4 exons. Bases 94 to 432 code for a protein of 112 amino acids.
GGAUGUGAGGUGAGCGCGAGCCGCGACCUUUGAAGGAAAGAAGGAAGUGCUUGGGCGUCGCAGAGCGGGAGAAGCGGGCUAAGAGGGAGCAGUAUGUCCGCGGAAGUCCCCGAGGCAGCCUCCGCGGAGGAGCAGAAGGAAAUGGAAGACAAAGUGACUAGUCCAGAGAAAGCUGAAGAAGCAAAAUUAAAAGCAAGGUAUCCUCAUCUGGGACAAAAGCCUGGAGGUUCAGAUUUUUUAAGGAAACGAUUGCAGAAAGGGCAAAAAUAUUUUGAUUCUGGGGAUUACAACAUGGCUAAAGCAAAAAUGAAGAACAAGCAACUUCCUACUGCAGCUCCGGAUAAGACAGAGGUCACUGGUGACCACAUUCCCACUCCACAGGACCUUCCUCAACGGAAACCAUCUCUUGUUACUAGCAAGCUGGCUGGCUGAUUAAAAGAGCUGAACUGCAUGAAUCUUCUAAUUCCCAUUAUUUCUCCUUAAUAUGUUACUUCUCCACUUUUUAUUUCCUUUCACUCACUAAGUCAUUUGAGAGUUAUGGCUUUGCAGGUAGUGGUAGUGUGUGUGUAAGGGAAUAUACAUGUGUAGAGUUUUGAUUAGUUUAACAGUGCACUGAUGAAAAGAACAUGUUAGAGCAAUGUAAAGUAAUCUACUUGAAAAUAAUUGUAUAUAUUACCUAACUCCUAGUGUAGGGCUGGUUCCAACAAGUAACAAGCAAGUUUUACAGUUUUGGCUUUCUUUAAUUCAUCUUAAUUAUAGCUUUGUAUGUUACUCUUAUUUAAUGUAACCUCUAUUGUAUUGAUUUCUUGUGUAUUUUCCUUUUGGAUUUUGUAAAACAGAAGUUUAAGACCACAAGUUAGAAGAAAGGUCACAUAUUUCAAACACAAAUAGAUGGGGCUUCAAAAGAUUUGUAUCCUGUGCUUGAACUUGAAUGGCCUUAAAUCUGUUUCAGCUUUAACAAUAGAAUUUUACUUGGGCAAUAUUUGCCCAUUCUGGUGUAACUUAUGUGACUCUAGUGCUUAACAGCUGCUGUUGAAGCUAGUAUUAUUAUUCAGUUCUUUAGUGUUAGAAUACCUUUUGUUGUUGAAGAUGUGAAUGAAGUGUGCAUGUGCAUCGACUGUUCAAUUCACUUUUGUGCCAUUUUUGUAAAUACAGUAGUUUUGCACAACCUCUCACAACUGUCUGUAUUAAUUUCACAUAUUAAAGAGUAGAUGAUGUGCCAACCAGAAGCACAAGAGUUCCUACACAAAACCCUGUGUCAUUAGAGCUUCUGCAUAGUAAGAGUAGUUUACAGUCUUGGGGUUAUAGAAUACCAAACUGAAAUCUUUGCUCAGUCUGCCAUAGACUUAAGCUUUUUCAUUUGUUCCUCAUAUCCAUGACAUUCAGUGGCCUUGUGCAAAUAUGAUAUGUUGCUUAGGCAUAUCUUUUGUCCUAUGCAGAACAUUUCAUUUUGACUUUUAUGAAAAUUACAAUUCAUGUAAUUUAUAUAAACUUUUUUAAUGUAGAAACUUUUUACUUCCACAGUCAAUUUUGGGGACACUAGAAUAAAAUACUUUGCCUCCUGUGGCCCCUCCCUUCUUUUUUUCUUGCUUCUUUGACUCAAAUUGUGUUGGGCUGUGCCGUGCAGUCUCUUCAGAAACAUAGGUGUCUAUAUCUUGAAAUUUGCUCUGUUGAAUGCUGUAUAUUCUAACACAAUAAUGAUAUUUUCCUUAUAAUUUCUCAGUUGUUGAUUAACCACUCUUAAUCCUGUAUUGUUAAGAAUUGACAAUUGUUUAAAUAAAAGGAAAUUUAUAAUGAAACAAAUAUUUGAGAAGAUUGGCCCAGGAACCUAGUCAGGAUGAGCUGAAUUUUAAGUAAUUAUAAUGAGCUAAGUGAAUUAGGCUUGUGACAAUUAGAGAAAUUUACAUGAUAGGUGGAACAUAUUCAUAAUAAAUACUUAGAUAUUUUGUUUCUAUAGAUGUCACUUUAAUAAAAUAUAAUACUUGUGGUUUAUCUAGUUAGUAAGAACUUUUAAUUAACAGACUUCACUGGGACAAAUUUACUGGUCUUUUAGGCGCUCUUCCCAUGAUGCUGAGGAUAUGUAGGCUGAGAUGAUAGUAUAUUUUUCUUCAUCUUUGACUUGUGCAGGGCCUCCCCCUCUUUUGGAUCCAGGCAUCUUUUCUGGAACUUGGCUCCAUUUGUAUACCUGCUUUCCUAUGACCCCAAAUCACCAUAGAUGGUGCCUUGAGCAUAGUACCUGCACUUAAAGGCUGCCUAGCUCUCUGAGGAAAACUUGCUGAUUAUCUUCCUGCUUCACCCACCCCAAAAGGCAGAAAACAACAAAAUCGAUAAUGUGCUAAUUUGUUAUUAUGAGGAUUAGUUAUAUAUAAAUAGAUUUGUAAUGGGAGUAAGUAGGUUGUUCCAAAGUAUGUAUAAUCAUUGUAGGAUUAUUUAAGGAUUACAAAAUACCCCAAAGUAGAAUAUCUAGUGGUUUUGUUUUGUUCUGUUUUUGUGACUGUUUGCAAGCUAGCACCAUCAAAUUCACACACACAUCAGAGAUUAAUCGGAAAGAUCAGACCACGUUACUGAUUAUGGUAGGACUCCUGUUAUGGUUUGCGACAAGUGACGUAAUCUCUGCCUGAGUUUUCAUUUGUAAAAUACAAUACUAAUAUUAACCUACCUCGAAACUUGUUGAGGAUUUGUGAAAUACUGAGUAAGUGCCCAAAAUAAAAUACUGUUGAUUGUCUUUUUAUUAAAAGUAAAUUUCCUCAUUAAACCAACCUGCCUUCUGUAAAGUCACAGUGAUAGAAAUCUCAGGAUUUUCCAUCAGAAAAGACCUGUCAUUUAGGACUUGUAGGUAUAAUUGCUUAGCCUCCAUUAUUGGUGCUUGGGAUAGAGGUUUUACAUUCUUCUGUUUUUGUUCUGCUUCAAAGCUCAGUUUAUUGAAGACAUAUUUACAGGCUGUUUCACCAUUGCUUGAAUGAAGAUUUUUGACCAAGAUGGGCUUAAACAUUUCUGUGGUUUCAGAAUUGUGGUUUGAGAAAUGGCCAAUUUUAAUCAUUGUCCUUCUUAUUAUAAAUGAAUGUUGGAGUAAACAAGUUGGAGAUAAAUACUUCAUGAAAACUAGCUAAUGUCUGAACUCAAUUACCUGUUUUAUGUCCAGGAGCUCCUAUUUGAUAAUACAGUUCUGAGAAACAUUUCAUUUUUAAAGGCUACAUCUGACUAAAACAAUUAUAGUUAUUGGCAUGUUGGGAUAGUAAGGACUGUUGGAUUGUUUUGAUGAACUGAAAGGAGCAUUUUUGCAGUCUAUUUACAAGUUAUUCAAUAUUCCUUUGCUGCUCACCUAAAAAUAAGUCUUAACUAUUCAUCAAGCCCUCUACUUGUUGUUACUUCACUUGGAAUUUGUUGCUGUUUUUACUUGAUGUAACAAAACUAUACCUCUGAAUGUUUAUUGAUACUUUUUACUAAAUCAGACAUGUAUUCUUUCUCAAUCCAAAUUAGUGAAGUUUUAUCAGGGCUGAAAUAUCUCUACUUGAAUUGUGCUCUAAACUUGGUGUUUGGUGAUCCAGGGGCAGGUAUCCAAUAGUAAGAGCAUGUCUGAGUGGCAACUUAAGCAGUUUCUGUGGUGGCCUUUUUACAUUCCCCAACAUUCAGACACAUGUCUUCCAUUUUUCAUUUUCCUUUUUCACCUCAUUUUACUUCACUUCUCCCCCCUCCCAUCCCUGCUUAUUUCUUAAGCCUCCUGAUGGCAUCUAUUAAAUGGUAUUUAGGACUGAUGAAUGAACAAUGCUUUAAUACCCUUCCCAAUAUAACACAAUUAAGGACCCAUUUAAAAUUUUCUAAAGCACUGUUUUCAUCUGGAUAAUGACAAGUUUGAGCCACCGUCCCAACUCUGCAAUUCAGCAUGCAGUGCCAGUGUUCCCCCAUAUCCCUUCUCCCCCUGACAUCACACCACACCUUGUAAAAUUGGGAUCAAAGAAGUCUCAUUCUGGGAUUGUUAAUCUAAGGAUAAAAACACUGAUUUUAAUACUGUUUUACUAGUUUCUGCCUUUUAAAGUAGGUAGGCCUAUGGGUUUUAUUCUGGAAAUCACUGAUGGUCAUGACAACCAUUAAUUAUGUUUGUAUUAUGUUAUUUAUCAACUAAACGGCAUUUGAAAGAAAAAUCUAAUUUCUUUAAUAUACCCUCAAAUCUGUUACUGCAUCUUUUAUUUGUGAUGCAGUAGGACACUUGCCUGUAUUAAAAGGGCCAAGAGUAAAUGCCUUUUUUGUUGAACAUGUCUAUAGAGUUGGCAGUUAAUGCUGAUAUUUGUCAAAUAGCCCUUCCAAAAGUAUACUUGUGAAAUACACAAAAAUAAAUUGAUCUACUUAAUUUC